This is a messenger RNA of Aphidius gifuensis, 2795 nucleotides long. RefSeq names its product G-protein coupled receptor 161-like. Gene Ontology annotation, cellular component: membrane. The transcript has 9 exons. Gene Ontology annotation, molecular function: G protein-coupled receptor activity. NCBI's taxonomy places the organism in Eukaryota, Metazoa, Arthropoda, Insecta, Hymenoptera, Braconidae. Gene Ontology annotation, biological process: G protein-coupled receptor signaling pathway. The coding region runs from base 579 to 2540 and encodes 653 amino acids. The record is from RefSeq and is a predicted model, not a curated record.
GUUGUUUAAAUAAAAACUAUGAAACACUAGUCGAAUAAAAAGGGUAAAAUUCACCCCUUAACAGACGCCGGCGCAUUGUCAUUGAUCAGCACGUGGCAUCAAAAGACUUUCUGUCGAAUAGUCAGACAAACGGUGACAAACCGUGCUUCUUGUCUUUUCGUGAUUUUUACCCCUCAAUAUAAUAAAAAUAUAAAUAAACAAGCAAUUUUUAUUUAUUUUUUAAAUAAAAAAAACUAAAUGAUAAUUUUUUUUGUUUUUAUUUUUCUAUAUAAAAAUAUUUAUUGUAAAAAAUUUUUUUGUUUAAAAAAUUGUGAUAAUAAUUUAAAAUUGUGAUAAUGAUAUUUUAGUUUAAUUAGAAAAAAAAUAAUGACAAUAUAAAUGACGUGAAAAUAGUUCAUAAAUUAAUUUAAUUUAGAUGUGAAAAAAUUAUUUAUUUUUUUUCGAUAUAGAUAAUUUUUUUUUUUCAAAUUUUCAUUGUAGAAGAAGAAUUUAAUGCAAGGGGAGUUUAUUGAUGUGGUAAAAAAAAGUACGAGCUGGUUCAGUUAAAUAUGGAUUGAUGAUAAAUAAAAGAUAGCGGUAUGGGCCCUUGGGCCUUUGGUUUACCACUUUUCCUCAUAUCAGCAUUGGGCCUACUUGUCAAUUCUUAUGUACUUCUUGUUGUUCUUGGUCUGCGAAAACAGCCCCAACAACAACAAACAGCAAAUACACUCUUGCUAGUUCAUCUUAGUGCUGUUGAAUCAGCAGUUUGUAUUGUUUCAAUUGUAUUCAGUAUAAGUGGAUGGCCCAUAACUGACACAUGGUGUAUGUUUCAUGGAUUAUUAUUGACGUUAUUACAUCCGGUUGCACUGUGGACGGUGACAGGAUUAAAUUGUGAUAGGUAUUAUGCAAUUGCAUCACCACUACAUUAUACAGCAAAGGUAUCACCGAAACGUAUUACAAUUGGUCUUAUUGGUUCAUGGACAAUUGGAUUGUUGCUUUGUUUACCUCCAUUGUCGGGCUUUGCACCAUCAUAUGAAUAUAAUCCAGGUCUUGGAUGUUGUAUACCUGAUUUUGGUAACAAUAGUUGGGGUAUUAGUGGAUUAAUAUAUUCAAUUAUUUAUAUAUUCAUUGGUCUAUUGUUACCGGCAAUACUUGUUACAAUAUGUAAUUUACGUAUUUUAAGUAUUGCCAGAUAUCAUCGUCAUCGUAUUGCAAGUGCAAUUUAUGAAGUUACAUUGAGUGCACAAGUUACAAUAACACAUCAAAGAAAUCCAUUUUUUAUACCAACAAUUACAGCACCAAGUUCUGGUGGACCACCAAAAUUUCACAGUGCAGCAAGUACAGUCAUGCAGUUAGUCGGAUCAUUGUAUUUAUUGUAUUUACCAUAUUGUGUAUUAAUAUUAUGGGAAUUGGUGUGUAAUGGUAAACAUUUUCAUGUUCAUCCAAAAAUACUGUCCUUGGCCUCACUAUUAUUGGCCAGUUCACCACCCAUUAAUGGUUUAUUAUAUGGCCUCAAGUCACGAACUCUACGUCGUUCUGUUCAGAAUUAUUGGCGAAAAAAAAUAACGAAAUCCGAAUUGCAGCAGGAAAUUCAAGCAAGAACACCAAGUGUAGCUGGAUCAAGAAGACCAUCAGCAAGUGGUCCAGUAUCAUUAUUUCCAUUUCCUCCACUUCAAAGAAGAUUAAGUGAAGCAUUAUUAAAUUUAGGAACAAAAUCACAAAAUUCUGGCUUUGAUAAUAAUAACGUUAUUGGUUUCAAUAAAACAAAACUUCAAUCAGCAGCAUCAUGCAAUACAUUACGAGUACCAACAACUGAAUCAAAUGAAAGUAACACAAGAGUUGUGAGAACAAGCACAAGUGCAGCAAGUUUAAUGGGUCAUUUUAAAAAUGAUAGAGAACAAGUUGAUAUUAAUUUAUCAGUAUUUGAUACAUCAAAGAAAAGUCCAAGAAUAUUAAUAACACGUACUGAAAGUUUAGAUUGUGAUAGUCCAAUUAUAAAACGUACAAGUAUUACAAAAAAUAAAAAUUCCAUCAUAAAUGAGAAACGUGGAUUGAGACAAAUGAGUGCAGGUAGUGACAGCAGUACUGGCAGUAGUGAAACAAAUGUUUGGACAACAAAAAUAUUGCCAAAAACAAGUGGUACUAAUUUAAAUAAUUCAAUGGACAAUUGGCCAACUGGUAAACGUUUUACUCGUGUUAGAACACUUGAAGAUAUGAUGCUUGCUAGUAAUCGAGCUAGUAAUAAUAGUGAAAGUAGUGAUACAACUGAUACAACAACUGCCACAACAAUAGCAUCAUCAACAUCAACAACAACAACGAUUUUACCAACAAAAUCAAUAACUAUGGCAAACGAACAAUCAACAUGUGACGAUGAAAACUUGAAUGAUAAAUUUCAUAUAAGUAAUGAUGACGGUGAUGAUAAUGAAGAAAGUCAAACAAAUUGGAGUAGCAGUGAUGAUAAUGAUAAAUACAUUAAUGAUGAUAUUAAUAAUGAUAAUUAUAUAAAAAAAAUUAAAAAUGAUAAAACUGGUCAUACUAAAAAAUAUAAUAAUUAUAAUUGAUAACAAAAAAAUUAUAACUGAUGAUAAAACUAAAGAGGAUCAAUUGAGGCCACUUUUACAACCUCGUUAAAUAAUUUUAUAAAUUGCUUUUUCAGUUUAUUUGAUUUAAUAUUUUUUAAACAAAAAAUUUAUUAUUUUUUCAAAAUUUCUAUUUUUUAUUUUCAUUCAAGUAAAUUUGUCAAUGAAAAAAAAAAAACAAUGCGUGUGACAUAUCCAAACAGUAUUUUUGUACUUGUGAUUCGAAAAAAAAAAAAA